UGGCAACACGGUAUUGUUCGACGUCUUCCCAAGACAGUCGCGACUUGGUGGUUUCCAACUGCGGGAGAGUCCGUUAAUGUUUGUCUUUAUUUCUUGUCUUAGUCUAAAAGAAAACAACCGACAAACUUCGGUCGGUGGUAAACAAACAAACAAACAUGAAGAGGAUUUAGAAAGAAGAAUAAACCUGGUAACGUCGAGGGAAGCGAACAAACCACCUCGGAGCGUCGGCGGGCGGGGGGGCGGCUGGAGAUGGGGGAUCCGGAGCCUCCAGAGUUUGGGUCCCUGGAAGAAGAGCUGGAGUACUGGAAGGAGCAGGCUGCCCGGCACCAACAGAGGGCGACCAUCAUGUCUCUGGAGGACUUUGAGCAGCGGAUGAACCAGGUCAUAGAGAGGAACGCCUUCCUGGAGAGCGAGCUGGACGAGAAGGAGAAUCUCCUGGAGUCCGUCCAGAGGCUGAAGGACGAGGCCCGAGACCUGAGGCAGGAGCUCGCGGUGCAGCAGAAACAGCAGGUUCAGGACAGGAAGCCGUCCCUCAGCAGCAGCGCAGUCAAAGAGCCUUCCUCCUCCUCCUCCUCGUCGUUGGCUGGUUUACCCACCCCCCCGCUCACCCCUCCGGACAAAAGAACAGAGGAUAAAACCCUGUCUUCCUCCUCUAACCAGCCCGCCCCCUCCACCGCCGCUGCCACCACGCCAUCCAGACCUCCGGCCUCAGCAGAGUCCUUCGCCACCCCGCCGCCCUCCGUCAGCAGAGGUGAAAGCCUCUCAGGGACUCCUCUCACCACGUCAGCCAGAAUCUCAGCUCUCAACAUUGUUGGAGAGCUGCUGAGAAAAGUCGGGAAUCUGGAGUCCAAGCUGGCGUCGUGUCGGGAGUACGUCCACGAGCAGACAUCGACCCGCAGAGGUCACGCUGGUGGACCGGGGUCGGCGUCGGCGGCUUCGAGCAACCCCUCAGAGACCCAUCCUACUAACGGCCUCUACAACAAGGGGCUGGUGAAGAGGUUAGAGUUCGGAGCCGCACCCAAGCUGCUGCUGUGAGAGUGAAAGCUGCUCCACCUCGACCCCAUCGUCCUCCAAGCUGCUCGUCCCCUUCCUGUCCAUCCAGCCUGGACCUCCCAGACCAUUAACGGUACUGUGUGCUCGCGCUGGGAGCUGCGGCGAUGGAUAAUAAUAAUGGAUGGAUACUUGGGGAUGUAGCUCUGUUUAUUAGCACCACUUCUUUUCAGCACUCGCACUUAGCUUGAACUAACUUAACUGGACUUGUGCUGCAUGUCACCACCUCACCUUCUUUGGUUUUGUGUGCCAAGAGUAUUUUUUUGUCUCUUUUUUUGCUCAGAAAGUGUGUUAAGACUGAACAUGAAGUGAAUUUCUGCAGCCAUAGAGUCUCUCGUGCAGAAUGUUGAGUCAGACGUCACCAAACUAGUUAUUUCAUUGUCAGUGGAACAAGUUGUUUUAGAUUUAUAAUGAAUUACAGAAAGAAACAUCAAAAUAUUGCAGUUGUUUUAGAAAUAAGACAUUUUAGGCCAAACAAAGCCUUCUAAAUGCUGGAGGGACUGUUUAACAAUUAACAGUAAUUACAGCUAGCUAGCUAAUAACUAUAAACACAGCCUAUAAGCUAACACACAAAACACAUGAAUGGACUAAAGUUUUAUCGUCUUUAAAGGCUCCCGAGGUGGAUCUUUAAAGCUUCAUGGAUGCGUUAACACAGAUUCAGUUUAGAUAUUGAAUCUGUGUAAACGGAGUCAUUCAGUGGAGAGAGAAAGUUAAACAGUCCAGGACAUUUUCCAGGAGUUCAUGAUCAGGUGGGUAGGUCAACGUUUUCACUGCGGUCUCAUAACAUUAUGGCCUCAACCCAGAAGAAACAGUUCAAAUCAAGCAGAAUUGAUCUUGUUUUUACAGAUUUCCAGGAUUCUUGUUCAUUUUAAAUCAAAUUCUAGGUGUUUCAAUGACUGGAAAAUCAGUCAAUUAGUGAAAUUUACAGGUAUUCCAGGUAUUCUAGGAUUUGUGGGAACUCUGCUCCGUCUAUUAAAAACACCUCAGCAGUCAAACCAAAGUGAAAAUGUGCUUCAUGUUUAGUCUGAACACAUCUUAAAGUGAGUGCUGAACACUGGAAGGGAAGCUUUUAUCUCCAGCAGAGGGUUUCUGAUCCACCGAGGAUCUGCUUUUAUACAACAUGGCCCCGGAGAGAACACACACUGGAGUCCGGAUAGUUUCAGAUUACAGAUCGAUUCGUUUAACAAAAGACAGAAAACUUGGUGAAUGGAUGAAUGGGAUUGGCUGAGACUCCUGUCAAUCAAGCGAACACGGUUUAAAAACAGGUUUUAAUGAGCUGUGACUUUUGCUUUAUAAGUGGGAGAAAUGUUACUCUGCCUUUCAGAAGCGACACCUUGUGGCCGUCAGCGGUUCUGCCUCUUAAAGCUGCCUUCAUUAAUUAAUGUUGUAAUAAUAAAUCACAUGAGAGUAUUGAUCGCCUUCUCUGGAGCUCCAUGUAGCUUUUAGACCCUGAAGGAAUGAAGGAAAUGUUUUAUUAUCAGUGCUUUCUCUGUCCGUAUUGAACCCGUUAAUGUCUGUAAUGGAAACUUCUAGAAUUUAAUAACUGCUUCUGUUUUCCUGUUGUCGUUUGUCUUUGUUGUCCUGAUCCGAGUCCUUUGAUAUUUGGCAUCAGAAUCUGAUCCAAUACUGAAACUAAAACGGGACUCAAGCACAAAUGAGAUGAGAUGGAACUCCAAAACCAUUUGUGUCAAAUGAGCUCAAAGUGAAAACAUAGAUAUAUAUAAAUAUCAAAUAAUCACAGCUUUAGCACACAUUAUUUUUUCAGAUCAAAGUGGAUCCAAAAACUGCAAAGCUACUCCAUUGAUUUUAAUAACUUUAAUAUAGUUUAAGUGUGCAGCUGUAUUAUGUAGAUAAAGUCAGGGUGGCUGCUGUGGAACGACGUUAGCGUUCCCCGUUGUGAGUCCGAACCCUGAACUAUAACUCUCUAAAACAACUGGCUCUAAAACAUGAGCCUGAUUGUCCUUUAAAAACAGAAUAACCUCAAACUUCCACGGGGAACUGCUUCAUAACAUCACAAGCGUCUUAAAAUCCCACUGAGAGCGUUUCUCCACUUAAAACGUCGAACCUGCCUCUGACUGACUCUGGUCCGAUGCCACAAUGUUGAUGUUGCAUGAAAAUUGAUUUAGAGUCUGCAGGCGGUAUUUUAUUUUGAAAAUUGACCGUAUUCUGUGUCCUGUUUGUCUGUGUCUGACUUCCUGCUCUGUGCUGCUCUGCUCGGUGAGUCGUGGCUUCUUUUAAAAAUAGACCAGCUGUUUAUUCCUCUGGUGGAAUUGAAAGCGUUGCUUAGAGCCGGAGCACAUCGCUGGAACCGGAGGGUUAUAUGUGACUUCUAUCAGCAGCCACUCAAUAUUAUGACUGGGAUCAGAGUACAGGAAACAGUUCACAUUCAUGAACCCUUCAGCGCCACCAUCAGGACAAACUUGUUAAAAGCUCUCAGAAUAUAAAAUAAUCAUCAAUAAUCGUUGAACCUUCUGUCCAGGACUUUGAUUUAUUAUGUGAUGAAUUUGAAGCCUUUGAAUCUUGUUCCACCUUCAGACUGCGGAGACGCUCUCUUUUAACCUGAAUCCCUCCGCGGAGCUCUACUUCUGUCUCUGCAGGAGUGAAAUACGUCUCCUGUUAGUGAGGAGAUAUGAAUACUUCAGUGAAGGCUACUCGUGUUUUAUGUUAAAAAGAAACAAAAACCGUAUGUUAUAGGUUGUAGUGUGAUAUACUGUACUUCUACUGUAGGGUCACUAACGUAGGUCGAGUCUGUAGGUUGCGGGUCUGUUGAGUUGAAGGGUCAAAGGUCAGUGUGAACGCAGACGAUGAGCUUUGGUGUGUUUUUCUGCCUUAUGUGACUCUGUAAGAGUAGCUAACACGCUCACAUACAAAGUGCUCAGACCUGUUGUGCUCUUUGUUUACCUUCAGUGCUGCUUAUGUUUCUGAAAAUGCAAUAAAACUUGAAAUGUGAAAA
Molecule: messenger RNA, 4003 nt
Organism: Morone saxatilis (striped sea-bass)
Lineage: Eukaryota; Metazoa; Chordata; Actinopteri; Moronidae
Product: nuclear distribution protein nudE homolog 1-B-like
Biological process (GO): establishment of mitotic spindle orientation; vesicle transport along microtubule; microtubule nucleation
Cellular component (GO): kinetochore; centrosome; kinesin complex
Molecular function (GO): microtubule binding
Source: RefSeq, a predicted model, not a curated record